AUAAAAUUUAUGCACAUGUACAUAUGUUACAAAUUUUACAGACCAUUUUCAAACUAAAAUCACAAAGGUUACAUUUUUAAUCAUGUGGAAUGAAGCAGUAAUUUUUCGAUUAGCGCUUCCAUACUGCCUUUUAAUAUCACUGAUUGUAAUGUGUUCAGCGGGUGCAGGAAUCGGUGGUGAAUUUCAAGUUAUGUCUAUGGUUAAGUUUGACAGUAAUGGUGAUCAAUUUGGUUGUCGUACAUUUGCAAUUUCUCUGGAAGCUAAGUCGCUGUACACGUGGAGCACCGCUCGUCACGUUGUUUUUACUCGAUUACUCGAUAUUUCUUUAAAUGAUUUCAACAAAAUCCGUCAAAAAUCCGGUGGACUAAUUAUUAUGUUGCCUUCUAACGUAUCAAUAUUAAAUAAUGAAAUAAAGGAACAUAUUACCAUUUUGGAGCAGGCAAUGCUUUUCCAAUCCGUACCAAUUCCUGUUUACUUUGCGCCAUUUAAUACAAAUUUAGAAAGAAUUCUGAAUGAGAUAAGUUAUACAACUAGGAAAAACAUAAACCAAAACGAAACCGCGUUUGUGCAAUUAAUUACAUCAAUCUCUGCAAAUGGAUACCACGUAACAGUGAGUGGCGCAUCCAGUUCCGCAAACAAAAACAGCAAAAUACCGGUUAUCUACGGCGAAUUGAUACCAAAUCAUUUUGUUGGGAACUAUGUUGAUAACAUUCUUGAUGAAAAUAAUUUACCAGUUAUAUUGAUAACAGCUAGCUUGAAGACAUUCGGAAUUUUCAAUGAUUACCCGUUGAAUGCCGAUGCAGCUGUGCUUAUGAUACUAAUGGAGAUAUUUAGUAAAUUACAUUCUGUUACUAGGAUGACACCGAAAUACAGCAUCGCGUUUCUUCUGUCUGAUUCAGGAUUGCUGCUAAACUUCCAGGGGGCAAAAAAAUGGCUAGAAAUAGAGGAAAGUUUGACACUACAGGGUGUAGAAUACGUGAUGUGUUUGGAUACGAUCAUUCAAAGCUUAACACACAAUGAAAAAGAUGUACUUUUUAUGCAUGUUUCUAAACCCCCAAAAGAAAAGUCAUCGAUAAGUCAAUAUUUCAAACUUUUAAAAAUGGCCGCAGAUCAACAUGGAAAAAAUUUAACAGUCGAAGGCGUGCAUAAAAAAAUUAAUUUGGCUGAAUCAAAACUAGCAUGGGAGCACGAACGGUUUAGCAUAAAACGUUAUCCCGCCUUCACGUUGUCAUCUGUAAAAGCACCAAAAAGCCCCAUCCGAACUUCUAUAUUUAAGGACGAUAAAUCACGUAUUGUUACCGAAAUAAUGGUAGCUUCCAAAAUAAUUUCAGAGGCCUUAGCUGCUUAUAUAUACAAAUUGGAUCAGUUACCUAAUAUUUUUAACGGUUACUUAGAAAUAAAUGAUCAAAUUGUUAUGUCUUACCUUGAAGUUAAGUCAAUAUUGGAAAAUAACGAUAUUAAGGAUGGUUUUAACAAAUAUCUGAAAAAUGUGAAGAUUAUAUAUGAUAAAGCUGAUGUCCGGGAACCAGACUUCCUGUUUUAUUAUGGAAACGAUGUAAACAUGAACGUGUAUCGCGUUAAACCGGCAGUUUUUGAUCUUUUCCUUACUAUUGUCAUAGGGUUAUAUUUAGUAUCCGUAUAUCUGGCUAUACAAAACUUCCCUCGAUUUUACUUAGAAGUAUCUAAACUUUCAAAAAAUUCACACUCCUUAGGCGCAGUUAAUGGAAAUUUAUAUAAUAACAAGUGGAAAUUAAAUUAAUAAAUAAACUAUAAAACUGGGAGUAAAACAACAGGGUCCAACAAAAUUGUAGCAAUAUUUUAUAUUUUUAAUAAAUUAAUUUUUAUGGACCAAAUAAAAAAAAAA
Messenger RNA from Drosophila willistoni, 1864 nucleotides. Its product is annotated as nicalin-1. Gene Ontology annotation, biological process: regulation of signal transduction. Bases 83 to 1759 code for a protein of 558 amino acids. NCBI's taxonomy places the organism in Eukaryota, Metazoa, Arthropoda, Insecta, Diptera, Drosophilidae. Gene Ontology annotation, cellular component: endoplasmic reticulum membrane. The record is from RefSeq and is a predicted model, not a curated record. The transcript is spliced from 6 exons.